AUGCUUAUUAAUGGAUAUAACAAUCAAAACCAACUGAUGGCGCCAAAUAGUGCCACGGGUUUGAAGUACGAACGCUUUAUCAUCUACAGCAUAAUCUCACUAUUCAUAAUCGCAGGCAUGCUGUUACUGAUUUACGUUAUCUACAUGACAAUCCCCUCGGGGAGCCAGAACACCAGCAAGGAAAUAUUUUUUGACGCCGAUUCUACUUCCGAGACUAUUCCCAAUCUUGGCAACGGGCACAUGGUCAUCGAUCGUAACAACUGGGGUGCACAGCAGGGUGUGCAUGGACCGUACGAGCUAACACAUCCCAUACCGUACGUGCUGAUAACUCACAUCGGCGUCCACUCGGAGAUCUGUUCCGACGUGCACGUUUGCUCCAUCAAGAUGCGCACACUGCAGGAUGCGGCGAUCGCGGAGCGAAGUCUGCAGGACAUACAGAGCAAUUUUUACGUCGGAGGCGACGGUAAUGUAUAUGUCGGGCGUGGGUGGAAUACGGCCAAUGCGUACGCCAACAUGACGCUGGCGGUUUGCUUCAUGGGAGAUUAUGGACGAUACGUACCGAACGAUCUUCAAAUGUCGGCCCUUGAUCAUCUAUUGACGUACGGCGAGAAGCGUAAUCUUUUAACCGAAGAUUACAAAAUCGUUGCACACAGUCAGCAGGAUAGCACAGGCGCGCCAAACGUAUCACAAGCUCGCAGCGACGCAACAACGAUCGCGCGCCUCCAUCACAAUGUGUGUGCCAGCGCAAUACGCGUCAAACUGUUGCAGUGUGGGUUUGUCCCAAGCUCCAAGCACGGCAAGCAAGAUGACGAUAAUAGUAGUUGA
This is a messenger RNA of Anopheles maculipalpis, 825 nucleotides long. Its product is annotated as peptidoglycan-recognition protein LA-like. Gene Ontology annotation, molecular function: zinc ion binding; N-acetylmuramoyl-L-alanine amidase activity. Gene Ontology annotation, biological process: peptidoglycan catabolic process. The transcript is spliced from 5 exons. The record is from RefSeq and is a predicted model, not a curated record. Lineage: Eukaryota; Metazoa; Arthropoda; Insecta; Diptera; Culicidae. Bases 1 to 825 code for a protein of 274 amino acids.